ACUUAGUCCCAUUUUGACAAUUUUUGAGAAAACAAAAGGUUAGUGAAUUUUCCUUUCUUUAGAAUUUCAAUUCUUUUUCACUAUUUGUGCUUACUUACAAUACAUUGAUGAUAUUCUUCAUUAACUUUUUAAACAUGUAUAUUUUAUGCCAUGACUAUAACUUAAAAUUGGAAUCUUUAAAUGUUAAUUAAAUUUCCCUAAAAGUAGAAUAUUUACAUUAUGUUUUGGUGCAUUAAAUAAAAAUAGAAAAUGUGCUACAGUAUCAACAAAAAGUUCAAUUAUUUUUUUUUUCGUUCAAUUUUUCGGCCUGAAAAAUUGAAUCGCGCAGUUGCUCAAGAACAGUGAAGAUUCUGAAUCUGAGUAGAUUUCGAGAAAACUUGAAAAUGUUGAAAUUGGGCAAAGUUCAAAGAACGUGAUAAGGAAUUAGGGUUUAAAAUUAAAACGAUGAGACGAACAUACCUGAAAUUCUUCUGAAAUUGAACAAUAUGUAUCUUCAUUCGGUUGAAUUUUUUGUGCUUAGAAUUCGAAAUUUUUUUAUUGCCGCUGCUCCUCUGUUCUGUAAUUCUAGCUUCAACAGCGGCGAUGGCAGAGCUGAGAUCAGUGGCUUUUGUUUUACAAAAAAUGGAAAACUGAAGGUCCAGAGGUGAAUUUAAGAUUUUGAAAGAAGUGAAAUGAGGUCUGAUUGAAAAAAAGAAUUUCGAGAAAGCUGGAAAAAUUGAAGAUCAUUUCAUCACCACCUUAAUACUAGUUAGAACUGUUUUGAUUGAAGAAUUUAGAAAUGGAGUUCGGAGAUUGAACGUUGAACAAGUUGUAGGAUGAUGUUUCGUUUCCUAUGAGCUUUGGGGAAAAUUUGUUGGUGUCUCUUGUUUGAGUUUAUUUCAUUGAUUCGUCACAAAGGAUUGAGGUGGUGUUUUCAUCAAUAUAGAGUCAGUCUUGAUCUUCAUUCUCCUAAUUCACUUUAAAAUUGUUUCAUAAUCAUGGCAUGUACAAAUUUGGUUGAGUUAAGAGAAGGAUCAGAGCCCUUUGUAUAGUUUCUCAAGUGUCUCUUCGUGACUUCGCCAUAUAUAAAGACUUAUUUAUCCCUCCUCUACAUUCAAAUGUGUGAAUCUGUGAUGAAUGUUUCUUCUAAGUGUAUGCAUUUAAUAUAGAUAGACAGUCGUAUCUACGAAUGAAUCUAAGUAUUGUUACGAUAUUAGUUAUCUAUAUACAUUGCAUGUGCAUUAAUCUCCCAAAAAGUCCAAGUAAAUGUGUAGCAGAUAUGCAUAAGUACAUUCAUAUUUCAUAUAGUCAUCAGUCAUGACUGUCGAAUUUUGCUAACAGAUAAUCACAAGAGUUUCAAAAUAGUUGCAUUUAGCUUACUGUGUUUCCUAUAAAAUAGUGAUCUCUUUUAUAGAAAAGUUUGAGUUCAAAUUCUAUUCUUCAUAGCUUGAGGAACACUGGUAUAGACACUAGGAGAUAAACUCAUUCACUCUUGUUCUAUCAUGUUCUGAUGAAGUAUGACAAAAGCAAAAGAACUAGCGGAUUCAGCCCUGACCAGUGAGAAGAAAAAGGAAUGGUGUGAGUUCAUCUAUGAAGAUCGUGGGAAAUUGGUAAUCCCAGUAGGACCCAGGUUUCAGGUUUAUGUUCCAGAUUGGGCCAACUCUCCGAAUAAGGGAAGUCCAGUUGUAGCAGCAGAUGUAGCAUUAAGAGCUUCUACUCCAUCAAAGAAGGAAAUGGUACGCAAGUAUAAAAAGGAGGAAUCUGAUACUUCAAAAUGGCUUGGUACACUGGUAUGGCCAAGAGCCGAUAACCUAGAAAACAAGGAAAUUAACGAGGCAUUGGUUGGGAAAGGGAGAAAUGAACAUUGUUCUUGUAGGUCCUCUGGAUCUUACGAAUGUGUUAAAAACCACAUUAGUGAACAAAGCAUGAAGUUGAAGUCUGAACUGGAGACAGCCUUUAAUGACUGGAAAUUUGAUGAAAUGGGAGAAGAAGUUUCCAAGUUGUGGAACACUAAGGACCAAACAAAGUUCAGCUCCCUCGUUAAGACGGGUUUGUCUAAAGGCAAAAGUUUCAUGAAACCAGCAUUAGCAUCUUUUCCUUCCAAGAAUAGGCAAAGUAUUGUCAACUAUUACUUCAAUGUUCACAUUCCUCGCCGUAUCAGAUCAAAUAGUAUAACAAUUAACACCGAUGAUGAAGAGGAGGAAGACGAAGAAGAGGAGGUCAUUGCUCCCAAACAUUCUCAUAAAAGGAAUCGAGCAAAAAAAGGUGCCUGUUCUUGUUCUAAAUCUCUGAAGAGAAGGUACCUAAGUGGUCGACGAUGACAACAGAAGUAACAAUACACAUUCUUAUUAGUUGACAGACAAAUGGAAUAUACAGAGAGAAAUGUAUUUUAUCUCUCACUCCUGGGAGAAUUUUAGGAUGAGGGGUUCACAUUUUGUACAUUGGUUUUAAAGCCAAGAAAAGGUGACAUUUUUUGGAUAUUGAUGCAACGUAUUGAGGCCUGAUAGGCUAGCACAACAAAACUAUAUAAUUUGAGAGGAUAUUGCGUUUUCUGUUUCCUUCAUAAAGGAACAAUAUGGCUUCACACUUUGUCUGUUAUUUCCCUUCAAUAUGCAUGUUUGAUUAUUUUGAAUCCUUUGAUUGUGUGUAUAAGAAUAUUGUUGGCUAGGGUGUGUGAGAGUAAUACAGAGAUUAUUUCUUCGU
This is a messenger RNA of Solanum pennellii, 2682 nucleotides long. RefSeq names its product AT-rich interactive domain-containing protein 2-like. NCBI's taxonomy places the organism in Eukaryota, Viridiplantae, Streptophyta, Magnoliopsida, Solanales, Solanaceae. The record is from RefSeq and is a predicted model, not a curated record. The transcript has a single exon. Bases 1497 to 2300 code for a protein of 267 amino acids.